This is a messenger RNA of Bombina bombina (fire-bellied toad), 985 nucleotides long. Its product is annotated as gastrula zinc finger protein XlCGF7.1-like. The transcript is spliced from 3 exons. Lineage: Eukaryota; Metazoa; Chordata; Amphibia; Anura; Bombinatoridae. The record is from RefSeq and is a predicted model, not a curated record. Bases 1 to 810 code for a protein of 269 amino acids.
AUGGCUGUGUCACAGAGACAAAGAGAGCUGAGUGUCUGUAGUAGGAAGGUGUGGUCAUCUGUGCUGAAGGCAACUGAGAGGUCAAGCCGUAUGGAUGUGACGCCUUCAGGUGGCUCAGCUGUAAAGCACAGAAGAGAACCGUAUUUGUGGGAUCAGGUGAAGACGGAGGAAGAUGAAGUUCCUAUAAAUACGUCUACAGAUGUUUCGGUGAGUUUGGAUAUUCCUAGUCAAUGCCAGACUGCAGAUACUUUUUCCGGUAUCUUUAAUAAUCGCAGAAGCCGUAUUGGAAAGAAGUCUCUGUCAUCUUCUGAAAAUGGGAAAGUAAUGCACAAGGAUUUAAAUCUUAUUGCGCAUCAGAAGAAAAAUACAAGAGAGAAAGCAUUUUCCUGUCCUGAAUGUGGGAAAGAGUUUGCUAUGAAAUCCCGUCUUAUUAGGCAUCAGAAAAGUCACACAGGAGAGAAAGCGUUUUCAUGUUCUGACUGUGGGAAAAGUUUUACUCUGAAACUGAGUCUUGUUCGCCAUCAGAACAUUCACACAAAAGAGAAAGCAUUUAUAUGUUCUAUAUGUGGGAAAAGUUUUACCCAGAAAUCCAGUCUAAUUACACACCAGAAUAUUCAUACAGGAGAGAAAACAUUUUUAUGUCCUGAAUGUGGAAAAUGUUUUACCCGGAAAUCAAAUUUAAUUAGACACCAGACGAUGCACACGGGAGAGAAACCAUUUUUAUGUUUUGAAUGUGGGAAACGUUUUAUCUGGAAAACCAGUCUUAUUAGUCACCAGAAAAUUCAUACAGGAGAGAAGGUGAUAUUGUGAGAAAUAUUUUACUCAGAAAUGUAAUUACUUUUUUUUUUUUUUACUUACCUAAAUGAAUUGAUGCUCAUGUAAAGGCAAAGGGCGGUAAUGACAAAUAUUGAUUUGAUUUAGAUUUUUCUUCUGUUCAAUCACUUGGCAGUUUGCAAAUUGAUACAAAAUAAACUGUUGACAUUUC